AUGCACUCGCGAGGAUUGCGCCAACGCGCUAAGCGCUUUCUUCGCCAGACGGUUCUGUGGGGCAAAGCUGCGCUACCCGUCGGCGCCGGCGCUGGCGCCCAUGGCAACGGCGAUAUCAACACCAACAACAGCGGCAAUAUCGAUAGCAAUGCCCACAACCAAAACAAUGGCAAUCCCGAUGGCAAAGCCCGCGCCAGAAACAGCGGAAAUGCCGAUAUCAAUAGCAAUGCCGCAGCAGGACGACCUACCCCCGCAACAACAAAAUGGCAGGCAGGGACAAUGACGGAGCAACACAACAACAGCCAUCUCGCCCAGCGCUCUGGCAAGAACCUGGCGCAUGGCGAUCAGAUCGCCGGCGACAACGAUGAUGACAGCGAGAACUGGACAAUCGAGAACAACGACGACCGGACCCUACAACACCCCGACUCCUAUUACGACCAGGGAGGAAAACAAACCCCCGGCCACACAGGCGCGAAAGACGCAAUCGCGCUCGCCGUGCUCGCGCCCGAGAAAACUCUGCGCAUUGUCCACGGGGAGGAUUACGAGUACGAUGACGACUAUGUCCCUGUUACGCGCCGCCAGGCCCGCGAAGAAACGGGCGAGGAGGCCGCCAGGGAAUAUGUCCCGCGCCUGAUCAAGGUCCCGCCUACCCCGCUGAAGCGCUCGAGCAGUUUGUAUGCUACUGCUUCGCGGUCGGCUAUUUUUGUUGCGGUUAUGACGCCCGGAGGGCUGGAGACGAUUUUUGAGGAGGACGAUGAUGAGGAGUAG
Lasiosphaeria miniovina is the source of this 768-nucleotide messenger RNA. RefSeq lists its product as uncharacterized. The record is from RefSeq and is a predicted model, not a curated record. Bases 1 to 768 code for a protein of 255 amino acids. The transcript has a single exon. NCBI's taxonomy places the organism in Eukaryota, Fungi, Ascomycota, Sordariomycetes, Sordariales, Lasiosphaeriaceae.